Messenger RNA from Cornus florida, 2516 nucleotides. RefSeq names its product protein DA1-related 1-like. Lineage: Eukaryota; Viridiplantae; Streptophyta; Magnoliopsida; Cornales; Cornaceae. Gene Ontology annotation, molecular function: ubiquitin binding. The record is from RefSeq and is a predicted model, not a curated record. Bases 706 to 2229 code for a protein of 507 amino acids. The transcript is spliced from 12 exons.
GGAGAGAGGGGGAGAGAAGAAAAUCUAGUUCUUACCUGGGAAGAGGAAUAUAGAACACUAUAGAAGGAAGACCCAAUAUAACCCACCUCAUAGACACUGUGUCCAUGGGUUGGGAAGGGUUAUCAGUUUAUCAGUUAUGGGUUUUUGACAUUUUGUGGACUAAUGGUGGAAAAUGGGACAAAGGUCCCACAUCCAAAAAGCAGAGUGUUGAAAUUCCCUACCCAACUUUAUUUUGAUUUCCCCAAUUUCUAUCCUUCAAGGAAGGUAGAUACUAGAUAGAUCAUCUUAUUCUAAUAAUUACAAAAAAAAAAAAAAAUUAAAAAAAAAAAAUCUUGGUCAUUUUUAUUCUCCUUUUGCCUGUGAUUGCGUAUAUUUCAAGUACUCUUUUCUUCGUUCUUUUUCUUGCCUUCUUUUCUCUUUCUUUUGCUGAAAUAGUGAAAUGUUCAUCUGACUUUAUUUUGUCAAAGAAAGGAUCAUAUAGUGAUUUGGUCAUUCUUUAUUCUUGUAUGCAAUUGAUUGUCAGCAAUCAAGGGUAUGUGGGGAAAAAGCAUUACCUUUUGUGUCAUCUAAUGCUUGCUGGUGACUAUGCUUUCAAGUGAAUUGGCUACUUUAUCUGAUCUGGAUUUCAUCAGAUUCCUCUAUCUCUGCAGAUUCUUUAACUGUUUUGAGGCUUGCCAGCCCAGAAGCAGAUAACAGUUUUGCAUUAUGGGUUGGUUUACCAAGUUUCUCAAAGGUUCCAGUUCCAGCCAUAAAAUCUCAGAAGGGCAAUAUCAUGGGAAAUAUGAAGAUGAAAGAAUUUGGGAUGGGCCUUCUACUGCAGUGGAUGCAUGGUCAGAAUAUGAGGAUGAAGAUAUUGAUCAUGCGAUUGCACUUUCGCUUUCAGAGGAAGAUCAGAAAGGGAAAAAAGUAAUUGAUGAUGAACCUCAUGUGGAUGAAGAUGAGCCUCAUGUGGAUGAAGAUGAACAGCUUGCCAAGGCUCUUCAAGAAAGUUUGAACAUGGAAUCUGUGGAAUCUCCACCUAAAUAUGAUUAUGGAAAUUCUAUUCCAAAUUUGAUUCCUCCUUAUCCAUCAUACUUCUAUCCAUCUGGCUACAGGGGGGUCUGUGCUGGUUGUAACACUGAAAUUGGUCAUGGACGAUAUUUGAGUUGCAUGGAAGCUGUUUGGCAUCCUGAAUGUUUCCGUUGCCAUUCUUGUAAUCUACCCAUUUCUGAUUAUGAGUUUUCUAUGUCUGAGAAUCGUCCUUACCACAAAUCCUGCUAUAAGGCGCAGCAUCACCCACGAUGUGACGUUUGCAGUAACUAUAUCCCGACAAAUUCAGCCGGUCUUAUUGAGUAUAGGGCACAUCCUUUCUGGAUGCAAAAAUACUGCCCUUCACACGAGCAUGAUGGGACGCCUAGGUGUUGUAGCUGUGAAAGAAUGGAGCCGGAGAACACUAGAUAUCUUCAACUUGAUGAUGGUCGGAAGCUAUGUCUGGAGUGCCUGGACUCUUCAAUAAUGGAUACUCAUGAAUGCCAACCACUUUACCUUGAAAUACAAGAAUUUUAUGAAGGUUUGAAUAUGAAAGUGGAGCAGCAAGUUCCAUUACUCUUGGUUGAGAGACAAGCGCUAAAUGAGGCCAUGGAAGGAGAAAGAAAUGGCCAUCACCACUUGCCUGAGACUAGAGGACUUUGCCUGUCGGAAGAACAAACCAUUAGCACUAUUUUAAAGAAGCCAAGGAUUGGGGCAGGCUACCGGAUCAUAGACAUGUUUACAGAGCCUUAUAGGCUAAUCCGUCGGUGUGAAGUGACAGCUAUUCUCAUUUUGUAUGGUCUCCCUAGGUUAUUAACUGGGUCAAUCCUGGCUCACGAGAUGAUGCAUGCAUGGUUGCGGCUCAAAGGUUAUCCUAAUCUGAGUCCAGAUGUUGAAGAAGGUAUCUGCCAAGUGUUAGCUCAUUUGUGGUUAGAUUCUGAGAUUAUCGCUGGCUCUGGUAGUAAUGUUGCUUCAACUUCUUCGUCGUCAUCUUCUUCUUCUUCUUCUUCUUCUUUACCAUCCUCUAGUUCCCAAUCCUCGAAAAAGGGUAAACGGUCUGACUUCGAAAAGAAACUUGGUGAGUUUUUCAAACACCAAAUAGAAUCGGACACUUCAACAGCUUACGGAGAUGGAUUCAGAGCAGGUAAUGAGGCCGUGCUCAAAUAUGGCCUCAAGAGGACUCUUGACCACAUUCAGCUAACCGGCAGCUUUCCUUGCUGAACUGUGUGGUGCUCUACUCAGUCUUCCUCCCCCCCUCAGAGAUAAAAUAGCUUUGCCCUAUCACCAUAGUUUUAAAGAAUCAAAAGGUCAAUAGACUAAAUAAGCAAUAAAUGCUGCCAUUCCAUGCAGAGCUGAUAUAAUCCAUUUCUCACACGGGCACCAAAUAUUAUAUAAUUAUGUUUCAUACUUGUUAAUAUAUAGAAGAAUUUUGUUUUUGAAGAAAAAUGAACAUAUACAUUUUCUUUAUGCAUAUGACACUUUUGAUUUAGUGUUUAGUUAAGAAGAAA